AUAAUGACGUGAUUCGAGUUAAAGUGAGAUUCACUAGCUCUCACAUUUUACUUGUUCUAAAUUUCUAUUGUAAUUACUUGGCUCUAUUGCGACCGUCUAUUAAUUAUUAAAGUAACGCUAUAAUAAGUUAUAAGUCAGUGCCCUCAUAUACUACGAUAAAAGUAUCAGCUGACGAACAUAAACAAAGGGCAUGAUAAUAUUCUGUGAAGUGGUGAAAUAUUUACAAAAUACAUUGUGAUCCGUACAGUAACUAUGGAUAUUGAUGGUUCAUCCAUGCCAAAUCCCCAAAAUAUUGGGGAAAUAGAUCAAAAUUUACUUUUACAGUUUAGCUGUAUGAAUACUACAGACAGGGAAGAACUAAUAGGUCAAAUGCAGAGACUUUUAGGUCCUAGUUUGACCCAUAACACAGCUAGUUUCUUUCUUGAUAUGAGUAAUUGGAACUUGCAGACUGCAAUAUGUUGUUAUUUAGACUAUACCUUACCACAAAAACUUCCAUCUAUGUCAUUGAAGGCAGCUCAAAACCAGGAAACGGCUGUUGGUCCUGGGGUCUGUUUUGAACAAAACUGGACUAUUGCCAAUACAGGGGCUGAGAGUUGGCCCGGUAGCUGUAGAUUGGUUCAAGCCGGAGGAGAGCCACUUGGUGCUACACCUGUCUAUGUGCCUCCUUUACCUCCGGGACACUCCACCACUGUUAUGUUGAAAUUAGUAGCACCUAGCAGGCCUGGUACACAUAGGGGCUAUUUCCACUUAUUGACUGAAAAAGGAGACCAAAUAGGAGAUACAUUGUGGGUGGAAGUCACAGUGGAGUCCGAGAUGACUAUGGCUCUGGUGGAGCAACUGGCAGCACUACCCGUCCCAAGUAGUAGAACAGAUGACACUGCCACAUCUAACGUUACUCAGAUGCCACAAGAUGACCAGAUGUGUUGAUAAAAAUUGAUGCAGUGUCACAAAUAUUUUAUUUAAUUUUACGUAUACAUCACAAAACCAUUGGUUUUCAUUUUUAUCAUUAUUUUAUAAUAUUACUAUUUGAUUUAUUUAAAUAAUUUUUUUUUUCUAUUGUAAAAAAGAAUGCAUUUUGUAGUUAAAAUUAAGUUUAUUGUAUUCUUUCAUGUUCCAUUAAUUUCUUAAUUAAUUGAACCACAAAUGUACAAAUUAAAUUGGUUGCUUAGUGAUUGAUAGUUAUACAAUUUGUAAGAAGCUUGCCAAACAUUUCAUGUCCCUUUUGCAAAAUGUCCAGUCAACACAAUAACUCUAUUUCAAUUAAGACUGAAUAGUCACUCUUGUCUUUUUACUCUUACUUAGCUUUUAUUUAGGCGCUCCUACACUACCUAAGGGUGGUAUGGUAUUCCAUCUAUGCAACAUAUUGGUCCAAUGUGUAUUGCUCCUCACAUUUUACUUGAUGACGCUAUGACAUUGGACAAAGAAAUUUGCUUAAGUACAUAAUUUAUUUAAAUUUGUGAGGUAGCGUUUCUUGUAAAUUUGUAUGUACAUCUAUUUUCACCUUUUUGUUUAACAAUAUGUUGUGAAAGAAGGGACAUUCUGAAAAAGGGAUUUUGUACAUGACUUACGAACUGAAUUUAGUGCUGAAAAAAGGAGACCAACCAAUCUGGAUGACCUGGAUGUAGAUAUUUUACGAAGGUAUGUUUCGCUAGUGGGAUCUCAUGCACCCGAAGUAUAGAUACAUUGUAUAAUGAACACCUCCAAUUAGCUUCAUGCCUGAAUUUUUAGAUAGAUUUCAAUGAACUCUACUUUCCGUGAGAUUCAUAAGUUUCUAAUAAACCUACUAUUUAUUGUACGCCAGAAACUUCCAAAUUGCGAAAGUAAAUGUGGCGCGCUCACCGCGAGUAAAAACGCGCCACACAAAAAGCGCGCACCCCGUGACGUCACAACAUACACGGCUGAGAAAAAAUGUAUGCAAAAGAAUCCUGAGAAAUAAACUUUUAUUUUUUACGCCGUAAAAAAUGAGUUUAAGUAUAUUGUUCCUGUAAUUCUCUGUCUCAAUAUAACACAAAGAAUCUGUUAAAAGUGUAUGAUAUACAUUAGCGUGAUAAAAAUUAUUGGAUUAAUUUCGUGUCGUUGAACAUGUUCAUACAACAAACAAAAUAUUUUUCAUGCAUGUAGCCCAUUGUGGUUGAAUAGCUGUAAGGCAACAAUAUGAAUUUGUUAGAUAUUAAUGAAAAUUUUACAAGACAUUGUAAUGAAGUGUUUAUUUUAGUAGCAUCACUUAUUUUCUUAUUUAUAAAUUGCAUUGCCAUUUAGUAAAAUAAAAUUGGGGUUUUAUUUGUAGUUGUAAAAUAUGUAAGUGAAGAGUACAAUUUGAAAGCAAUAAAUUUAAUGAUUUUUA
Molecule: messenger RNA, 2344 nt
Organism: Cydia fagiglandana
Lineage: Eukaryota; Metazoa; Arthropoda; Insecta; Lepidoptera; Tortricidae
Product: protein ILRUN
Exons: 5
Coding region: 253-927 (224 amino acids)
Molecular function (GO): protein binding
Source: RefSeq, a predicted model, not a curated record